Molecule: messenger RNA, 4327 nt
Organism: Pristis pectinata (smalltooth sawfish)
Lineage: Eukaryota; Metazoa; Chordata; Chondrichthyes; Rhinopristiformes; Pristidae
Product: sestrin-1-like
Biological process (GO): regulation of response to reactive oxygen species; negative regulation of TORC1 signaling; positive regulation of macroautophagy
Cellular component (GO): nucleus
Molecular function (GO): oxidoreductase activity, acting on peroxide as acceptor; L-leucine binding
Source: RefSeq, a predicted model, not a curated record
UGCGGGUGCGGGGAGAGGCGCCGAGGCGGACGGUGCGGUGUCCCCGGCCCCGCAUGACAGCGGCAAUGGACUACCUCACCUGUGACCACUGCAAGCGGCUCCGCCUGAAGGAUCGAAAAGUUAAAAUACCUCGCCCAAUUGGUCAGGGUCCAAGUUCCUUCAUUCCAGCCAAAGAGAUUCUACAGGAAGGUCUAGAAGACGCUGAAAGACAACUCUUUAUUGAAGCCUUUGUCUCCACUGGCCGAGUGGACAAUGUAACCAUGGUGAUGGGUUUGCACCCACAGUAUCUUGAAAGCUUUUGGAAAACUCAGUACUAUCUCCUGCAGAUGGAUGGUCCUCUGCCCUAUCACUAUAGACAUUACAUUGCUUUAAUGGCUGCUGCCCGACAUCAGUGCCUCUACCUUGUCGGCCUUCACAUCAGUGAAUUCCUUCAAGUUGGUGGUAACCCCGAGUGGUUAAAUGGGUUAAACUUUGUGCCUCAGAAAAUGAGAAACCUCAACGAAAUCAACAAAAUCUUGGCCCACAGACCGUGGCUGAUCACAAAAGAACACAUUGAGAACCUGCUGAAGACGGGUGAAAACAGCUGGUCGCUCGCUGAGCUUAUCCAUGCAGUUGUUCUCCUCACACAUUACCACUCGCUGGCUUCCUUUGUUCUGGGUUGUGGUAUCAGGCCUGAACUUGACCAGGAUGGUGGCUACACAUUCAGAACUCCCUCUCCAGGUAGCUGUGACUCGGACAGUUCCAGUAGCAGUGGGUCAGAGGAAGCUGUAAAUGGCAGUGCAAGCAGAGAGGGUCUGCGUGAGCUGGCGGUUCUCAUGGAGAAAAUGAAACUGCUGCAGAAAGGCCGACACAGUGAAGAAGCAAGUCAGGAAGAGAAGGCAUCGCGCUUUGAAAAUGAGAAGCGGGAAAGUUUGUUUGUAGCACCUGCAGGUAAAACGUUAGAGCAACCUUGCUCAACCAACUUAUCGUGCUUUGUUGAAGAUGCAGAUUUUGGGUACAGGAUUUCAGCCGGCGUGGGGAGCAGCCGCCUACCAACGUUCCGGGCCCAGGAUUACUCCUGGGAGGACCACGGAUACUCCUUAAUUAAUCGGCUGUACCCUGAAGUUGGCCAACUCUUGGAUGAGAAGUUUCAGGUUGUGUAUAAUUUAACCUAUAACACCAUGGCCAUGCACUGUAAUGUUGACACCUCCAUGCUGAGAAGAGCCAUUUGGAACUAUAUCCACUGUGUGUUUGGCAGAAGAUAUGAUGACUAUGAUUAUGGAGAGGUCAAUCAGCUUCUGGAACUUAGCUUGAAGAUCUACAUCAAGACUGUAGCUUGUUAUCCAGAGAAAACAACCAAGAGAAUGUACGCUGGCUUCUGGAGACACUUCAAACAUUCAGAAAAAGUACAUAUAAACCUCCUGCUUCUCGAAGCUCGGAUGCAAGCUGCAUUACUGUAUGCACUGAGGGCCAUCACUCGGUACAUGACGUGACUGCAUCGAACAGUUGGAUGACAGUGGCUCCUUUUUAGACAUUCUCAUCUCUGGGAUCACUGGAGUGUGGAAACCCUGUACAAUUCAGCCGAUUCCUAACAUUUGAAAUACAUUUUAGAAUAAAAUUUUCUAACUUUGAGCUGGUGGUGGGGAGGGGGGAUAACAACUUCAGUGUUUCUUUUGCUAUGUUCUGUACAUGAUGAAUGGUGUUGAGGGUUUGAACUCAAACCCAAUGCAUUAAAUUCUCCCAGUGGCCACUGCCUGGAGCACUGCAGUCUUGAAUGUAUUCUGUAGAACUGUGAAACCAGGGUGUUGUGACACAGGCUAUUUUGUGGAUCAAUACUUCUCACUGGUCUUGUAUUUAUGUUGCCACUGUUUGAUUAUUCAAGAUAUUUUUUCAUUGUACCCUUUGUUUGAAUUACCAAAGCUGACUGAACCAGAUGGCAUGUCACGUCUGGUGUGGGGGGUGUGACCAGAAUGGGCUAGAGAAAAGCUGCUGGAUUCCAAGUGUGGAACUCCUGAGUGACAAUUGUCCCGUUCUGAAAUAAGUUCCCCAAGUACAUCAAAUGGAUUUUCCCCUUUCGUUGUUAAUUGAUCCAAAGCCAUUAAAUAAUGCAGAAAACCAGUCUUCCCCCAAAGGCAACUUUGCAACUGUCAUCAUGGCCUGUUAGAUAAAGGUGGCAUGUUAUAGAAUAGCAAAGGAUUAACAGAUUAACAAUAUGGUACUGCCUCACUAUACCCUGAAAGUGCUAGCAGUUGUUUCCGGUACAAUAGAUGGGAACGGGCACUGCAGUUGAAGGUAAAUUUUGUCCCUGCUUUCAGGUUAAUUCACAAAGUUGCAUCUGUGGCACACCCAAGCAUUAUUGGGCAUUCUCUCGCAUUUAUAUUUGGGGUUUUAAAAUGAACAAAAUUCUUGCUCGAAUGUAAAUGAAGAAAAUGUUUAAACCAUUCCCAAAAAUCCAGACUUUUGUAAAGAAUUCUUGAUGCCUUGAUUUGCACACUUUGUCCUGUUUGAAACUCUUGUUUCUAUUUUUUUUUUUUGCACAUACUGAUCAUUUGGAUGGGUAUUGUUACUGCACUAAACAGUGUUCCUACUUAAAAUUCUGUUUGUACUUAACAAUUACCAUUGUUUUUGUGUAAUAGAAUUUCUUAGCCAACACCAGCAUAAGUUUUUUUUUCCUUUUUCCCUUUAAAACAAAACAUUUGUCUCAUUGAUGGGUAUGGGGGAAGAGAAUGUUUUAAUUUCCAGGUGCAAUCCUAUCUUCCCCUUGAAUAUACUGUGACCUUAAAGCAGUUCAGAUUGGGCAAGGGUUGUUCUGAACUAUUGUCAUCUCAGUGGGGUCCUUAGAUGGUCUGAGGGAUGCUCACUCAAUGGCAAGUGGUUUGUGGUGUCAUUUCUAAACUAAGUUCCCCUGAAAUUUGGAUCGGCUUUGCUUUGAAAGUUGAAGCCCAAAGCAGGUGUAAGGUGACUUAGCUUUUGGUAUAAUGAUAUAUGACAAUGAACAUCCAAGGAGGAGAAGUAAGGGUUAACAUUGGACAAUCAGUGUGGGAUUGUUCAAAAUCAGUCUGUAUUGCUCAAAACCCAUAAAUAGUGGGAAAUGAUGCACAACAAACUGAAUAAUUUACAAUGUACUUUUUAUGCUAAUAAUUUAACACUAAAGUUAUCUGCUGGCCCAGUAACCCUUUUGUAGGCAUGUGAAUUUCAGUGGUUUCUUAUUCUCCAUUCAGUUUCAACAUCUUGUACAGAAUUGACAGUGCUGAAAGAUUACCAGCUAGGGAUGUUUGGACAUGCUGAGGCACACUUGCUAACCAAAAGUUUCCCUCUAAAGUUGGUGAUCAGCACUCUGGCAAUCUCAGAUGAAAGCUGCAAAUGAGGAAGAGGUUGACCUGACUUGCAGUAUGUCUGGUGUGGAAAUCCAUCCUCAGUUCAGGGUUUAUAAACCCCUUAACAAUUUCAAAUCUCUGAGCCGAAUCUCAUCCAGUUUAGUUUUAAGCAAUGAGAAAUCCUACAUUUUAAAGGCCACCUGACUGGAAGCAGUGACAUUUGAAUCUUUGAGCAUUGUUUUUAACAUACAACAGACUUUUGCUCUUUAAUUGAGGGUGUUCCUUUUCCUUGGGUGGAAGUGAUUUGAGAGAUUAGUGAUGUAUCAGUGAAGUGAGCACAAAUCCAAUCUGUAUAUCGAGAAAACAGACUUUCAAGUUCUGUCACUUGUAUGUAUGAAAGCUAUUUUUUUUCUGCCUGUGAAAAUCAAAGGUUCAGAUAUUACCAUCUGUUUGUGCUGCUUGAUUUGCUGUGUCUUUUGUAAAGAUGUUUAAAGAUGCACUGGGCUCUAAUGCACUCCCUUAUUCAUGAAAAAGUAAAGCUGCUUUAAGUUGAUGAAAUCACUUUCUAAUGUGUCUGCAUUGAGAUACAAUCAACACUGAUGCACUGAGCUGUAACUUCACUCUGGGCUGUAAGGUAACUCAUUCCCUCUUUUCUCGAAUAUCUUUCAUUUUUCCAUGGUUUAAUAUGCUGGUUUUUGAAUUUGUGGCUUGGUUAAAUUUUCAAGCAGUAGAUUGCCUUUUUUUAAAAUUCUAUAUAUACAACAACAGACCAGUUUGGGAAUCUCGUGGAAAGGCUCUAAGCCAGUUACCACUGUAAAUGUUGUCUGUUGCUCUACAUUGACCAGAAUGGACUGUUAACUUGCCUGCCUUCUACUCCAAACCACACAUUUCACUUGGUUUUGGCUGCCCUUGAGAAACAUUGAAUCUACCAAACCGUAUUGACUUAAUUUCAUGUUUUUUUUGUGAGAGCUUUAGAAGUUGCAACCUACUUUUGACUUUGAUUUCUUAAAAUAAAGAUACUUUUUUCAAAA